CCAUGUCGCAUACAUUAAAGAUUUGUAAAAGGAAACAUAUCUCGACUUAAGCAGUGCACACAUAUAUAUUUCUGUAAAACUUUAUUUUUGUAACGAUGCCAAAUUGUAUGUUGCGUAGGUCGAAAAUGUUAGUUAAUAGUUUCAUUUUUAUGCGCGGACUCAGCGAGUUUUCCGCCACAGCUGUUUUUAUUAUUAUCAGUUGUAUGGGCUGCAGUGUGAACGAGCAGGAUGCAAGCGAAUAUCUAAUAUCAAGCUUGACCUACGGAUUGGCCACUGUCGUGGUAAUGCAUAUCUUUGGAUUCAUAUCGGGCGCACAUGCCAAUCCUUGCGUUACAAUCGCGUGCUGUCUUCUGGGCCACAUAGGAUCCACUAUGAUGCUCACCUACGUUGUCUGCCAGUUGGCAGGGGCGGCCUUUGGAUAUUAUGUGUUGUUGCAAAUGCUAUCGCAAGGCAUAAUUGAUUCUUGUAAACUUGGAGUGUGCAUUGUGGAGCCAUUGGAUAGUCUGUCCAAUGUACAAAUCUUGGCAAUUGAGAGCUUCCUCACCUCGGUGCUGAUACUCGCCUGGAGCGCACUGUGGGAUGUACGUAGUGGACGCUUUCUCGACUCGGUCACCCUGCGAAUGGGCUGUCUGGUUAUCGUAUGCAAUUUGGCAGGACGCAAGCUCACUGGCGCCUCCAUGAAUCCAGCCAAAGUGCUCAUUCCACCACUAUUCAAUGGCAAUCCUGAAACCGUAUUGCUUCAGAUGGGCGGGCAGUUGUUAGCUGCCAUCGUUGUGCCUAGUAUUUGGCAUUUCGCCUAUACCCCACAUUACCGACCCCUACAGAUUGAGCAUCCCGAUAUAACGAAUAGGUAUCUGAACCCAUGAGAAUUAUUUUUGAUACUUGACCAAAUAAAUAUUUGUUUAUGUA
This is a messenger RNA of Drosophila hydei, 909 nucleotides long. Its product is annotated as aquaporin-2. Gene Ontology annotation, biological process: transmembrane transport. Gene Ontology annotation, cellular component: plasma membrane. The record is from RefSeq and is a predicted model, not a curated record. Lineage: Eukaryota; Metazoa; Arthropoda; Insecta; Diptera; Drosophilidae. The coding region runs from base 96 to 866 and encodes 256 amino acids. The transcript has 2 exons. Gene Ontology annotation, molecular function: water channel activity.